AUGUUCUCCUCGAAGCUCAACCUCAUUCUCUGCCUUUCCAUCGUCGCUGUCAGCGCCACGCCUACUCCGUACAAGCGCGACGCUGCAACCCCCGUCCUGGAGGCGCGGGCUCCUCAGUUCUCAGUUAACAUCCCGAACAACAUCCCCGUCUCUGGCGCAUUCCCCAAUGGAAUCACUAUCACGCCCCAGACCCCCUCGGGCAGUAUCGUGACCGGCAACAACAACUCGACGCUGUUCGGCCAGUUCGGCUUCAAGCGCGACGAGAUCGAAGCGCGCCAGUUCAACUUUACGCUCCCGAACCGUCUUCCGGUGCAGGGAAACCUUCCGUUCGGUCUCACGGUCACUCAGGGCGCGCUCAAUAGCACCGUCGGUCUUCCCUCGGGCUUCCCGUUCAAGCGCGAGGACGCGACGCCCGUUCUGGCUGCUCGUGAGCCUCAGUUCUCAGUCAACAUCCCGAACAACAUCCCCGUCUCUGGCGCAUUCCCCAAUGGAAUCACCAUCACGCCCGGAACCCCCAGCGGAAGCAUCGUGACGGGUAACAACAACUCGACGCUAUUCGGCCAGUUCGGCUUCAAGCGCGAGGAUGGCGUCGUCGAGGCCCGCCAGUUCAACUUCACUCUCCCGAACCGACUCCCCGUUCAGGGCAACCUGCCGUUCGGUCUCACUGUCACCCAGGGUGCUCUCAACAGCACUGUCGGUCUGCCGUCGGGCUUCCCCUUUAGGCGUGACGAGGAUGUGCUUGAGGCUCGCCAGUUCAACUUCACGCUUCCCAACCGCCUUCCUGUCCAGGGCAACCUUCCGUUCGGUCUCACGGUCACCCAGGGCGCGCUGAACAGCACCGUCGGCCUUCCUUCGGGCUUCCCGUUCAAGCGUGACGAUGCGACUCCCGUCCUCGCUGCGCGCGAGCCUCAGUUCUCCGUCAACAUCCCGAACAACAUCCCGGUCUCUGGCGCGUUCCCGAACGGUAUCACGAUCGUGCCCCAGACGCCCAGCGGCAGCAUCGUGACCAGCAACCGCAACUCGACCUUCCCUUUCUUCAACUUCAAGCGCGAUGAUUAG
Messenger RNA from Peniophora sp. CBMAI 1063, 1059 nucleotides. The record is from the annotation of a GenBank genome assembly. Lineage: Eukaryota; Fungi; Basidiomycota; Agaricomycetes; Russulales; Peniophoraceae.